AGUGCUGACCCUACACACGGAGGCCUACAAAAGGAUGUCCCGGUCCGAGUGAGCAGCAAUGGCCGGGUAGCCUGGAGUGUGGGAACCCUGACCACCACCGUAUGUGAUGCAGACCCCUUCUACUUUCCUGCGGACACCAUGGAAUGUCACGUCUGCUUCUCUGCGAUCGCAGCAGUGGAGCAAACCAUUCAUUGCCAAGCAGGAGCUGAUAAGGGAAACACCCUGUGCAACUCCUAUACUGAUGAAAGAACGGAGGGCGAAUGGUACAGAAAGGAUAGGAUCUUCGCGGAAGACAACAGGGAAGCUUGCUUUGUUGUCCAUCUAAAGAGGAUCCCCCUGUUCCACAUGGCCACCACAGUUGGACCCUGCAUCAUCUUGGUUGUGUUGAUGAUCAUCACAUUCGUCAUGCCCCUGGACAGAGGAGACCGGAUCUCGUUCGGAGUGACCAUUCUGCUCUCCAUGGUCGUGUCUCUUGUAUUUGUGACGGACGUUCUUCCUGUUAAGGGGGCUUUGCCAUUUUUGGCUACGCUGAUCAUCGUGUGCAUGGGGCUGAUGGGAAUUUUCCUCCUUCUCACCAUGGCCGUUAUCGUUAUUCACGACAAAGAGGGCAGUCUGUCUUCGACGGUGAAGAUUAUUUUUCUCCGACACAUUUCAAAAAUACUGCAGUUGGGCGAUCUAACAAAAAAGAAGCGCUCCAGUGAUGAAGAGGCCGACUUGACUGACUUUCCUGCCACAGAGUUGAUCAACUGUGCCUUUCUAUCCGAUGACAAAGCCAGCGACGAAAGACCCUGUGAUGGCAAUGAGGCAACAACGCCAUCAACGCUUCUCACAGGUCUGGUGCCGACCCGUUCCACCACCAUUCUUGAGCUGACUCCUAAUCUUAAAGGGGUAAAAAACGAAGUCAAAGAUCUCGCAAAGGCGGUUGAUAACAAGAGAGAGGUGCUUAAGAAGGUUAUGGUGAGUGAGGAGGGGGUGUCUGAAUAUAUCCUGUUGGCUAAAGUCCUGGACAGGGCUUGUCUUGUCCUAUACAUCAUCAGCAUCGUGGCAGCCGUUCCCAUGACUAUGUAUUUAGGCAAGUAAAUGUCUUACAUCCUUAGGAGUUAGUACAUGGACAUGUUCAACCAGUUUUUCUAGUUAGUUGUACUUGUUUUAUAGUAGUUGAUUAUUUGAGGUAAGUUUGUGCCUAUUGAUAGUUGGGCAAAACUGCGCUCCUCGAUGAAUAUCUA
Molecule: messenger RNA, 1226 nt
Organism: Branchiostoma floridae (Florida lancelet)
Lineage: Eukaryota; Metazoa; Chordata; Leptocardii; Amphioxiformes; Branchiostomatidae
Product: 5-hydroxytryptamine receptor 3A-like
Exons: 4
Coding region: 139-1080 (313 amino acids)
Biological process (GO): monoatomic ion transport
Cellular component (GO): membrane
Source: RefSeq, a predicted model, not a curated record